UCGUCCACCCUGCCGUCCAACUUCUCCCCGCCGCUGCCCGUCGCCUUCUCCGUGCCCGACCCGUCCGGCCCGCAGCGAGUCCUGCCCGCCUCCCUCUACCUAGCCGGCUUCGUCUUCGGGCCGUUGGUCUGGGCCCCGCUCAGCGAAGCCCCCGCCUUCGGCCGGCGGCGCGUGCUCCUCGCCGGCGCGGUCCUCUUCGUGCUGGCGUCGCUGGCGCAGGCGGUGGUCAGCGGCUGGGCCGCGUUCCUCGCGCUGCGGUUCCUGGCCGGCGUGGUCGGGGCGCCGCCCGUGAGUGUCUUCGGCGGCGUGCUGGCCGACGUGUUUCCCGACGAGGUGGUUAGGGGGCGGAUUAUGAUGCUUUGGUCGACGACGACCUUCGUUGGGCCCCUCGUAGGGCCCAUUCUGGCGGGAUUUGCGAGCACGAAGCUCGGCUGGCGAGCGACCUUCUGGCGAGUUCCUCCCCUGAUCGCGCUGUCCCUUCCCGUGGCGUCUCUGAUUGCUACGGCACUGAUGCGCGAGACAAUGGCCUCGAAGAUCCUGCGCCGGAAGGCUGUCAAGCUGAACAAGGAGAACCGAAACACGGGAAGAAGGUUUUUAUUAGUUGCGACGCUAACAAAGAGCAAGCGAACAACCCUGUCAAGACCGUGGCGACUGCUCUUCUGCGAGCUGGUGGUCUCGCUGUCUAGUGCUUACAUGGGCUUUGUGUAUGCUGUGUUCUACAUGCUACUUCAGAUCUUUUCCCGCAUCUUCGAAGGCGUGUACGAGUUUAGUCCUGGCAUGUCCGGCAUCCUGUUCACAUUAAUCGGUCUCGGGACCAUCAUCAGCUGCUUCAUUUUUCACUGGUACGACGGCGUCGCGCCGCGCCUGACCGCCCAACACCCGACCAAGCGAGAGGAGUAUCUGCGUCUGCCGCUGGUCUGCGCCGGCGGGCCGCUCUUCACCCUCUCCAUGCUGUGGCUGGGGUGGUUUGCACGGCCCGACAUCCACUGGCUCGUUCCCCUGGCGUCGAUGAUCCCCUACGGCGUGGCCUACAACCUGAUUUACGUGGGCAUCAUCAACUACGUCACGGACGCCUACGGCGUCUACUCGGCCUCGGCGCACGCGGCGCUGAGCAUCACGCGCAGCGUGGCCGGCGCGCUGCUGCCGCUGGCCAUCGAGGACAUGCUCGGCGCGCUGGGCAUCGCCUGGUCGUGCACGGCGCUGGCGGGCGUCAGCGCGGGCCUCGCGCUGGUCCCGUUCGCCUUCAUCGCGUACGGUGAGCGGAUCCGCGCCGGCAGCCGGCUGAGCGCGGCGCUCAAGCCGAACGGCGGCGGCGGAGAACAGGGAGAGGGGCCGGCUCGCGUGGCGGCGGGUUUGUCUGCGGUGUGA
This is a messenger RNA of Thermothielavioides terrestris NRRL 8126, 1368 nucleotides long. RefSeq lists its product as uncharacterized. Lineage: Eukaryota; Fungi; Ascomycota; Sordariomycetes; Sordariales; Chaetomiaceae. The annotation marks the transcript as partial. Gene Ontology annotation, molecular function: transmembrane transporter activity. The record is from RefSeq and is a predicted model, not a curated record. The transcript is spliced from 8 exons. Gene Ontology annotation, biological process: transmembrane transport.